Messenger RNA from Neogale vison (American mink), 1089 nucleotides. It is a transcript of the gene MRPS33, whose product is annotated as mitochondrial ribosomal protein S33. NCBI's taxonomy places the organism in Eukaryota, Metazoa, Chordata, Mammalia, Carnivora, Mustelidae. The transcript is spliced from 3 exons. The record is from RefSeq and is a predicted model, not a curated record. Gene Ontology annotation, cellular component: mitochondrion. The coding region runs from base 120 to 440 and encodes 106 amino acids.
CUCUCCGCCGCGGACUCCCGCCGGAGGUUGAAGCCCGGCCGGGGGCGGGCCUUCCGGGAGAGGGUCGCGCGGGAGAGGAAGGUCGCGAUUAGGGACUCUUCCUCCUUGCUGCUCAAGAAAUGUCUUCACUUUCAGAAUAUGCCUUGCGCAUGACUCGUCUGAGUGCCCGGCUGUUUGGUGAAGUGGCCAGGCCUACUGAUUCCAAAUCCAUGAAAGUGGUGAAACUGUUCAGUGAGCAGCCUCUGGCCAAGAGAAAAGAGACUUAUGACUGGUACCCAAAUCACAACACUUACUAUGCACUCAUGGGGACACUGCGUUUUCUUGGCCUCUAUAGAGAUGAGCACCAGGACUUCAAGGAUGAGCAGUUGCGCCUAAAGAAGCUUCGUGGCAAGGGGAAACCAAAGAAGGGAGAAGGGAAAAGAGCAACAAAAAAGAAGUAGUGUUGGUCCAUCAGGAGAACAAAGCUCUUUCUCAGCAACUGACAGCAGAAGAAGGUGUAUUUAUCUUUCCACAUAUUCGAGGAAUGUAAGCUUCCGAAACUGAAGAUGAUUUGGAAGAACACGAUCAUUUCUGUGUUGAAGUCCCAUCCAGUUGAAUAGUGAAUGGUUUCCUGGACACCUUUUAAUUUGGCAAAGUUACUUCGGCCUUGGUUUUAUACCCUGAGGUUCACCUCUUUCUCUAAAGAAAUGAAUUGCAUAGACUUGAUUGAAGAAUGACUCAUUUGGGGUGGGAAUGGGAUGUUGGGGACUUGGGGAAAACUCACUGAAUGAGCAUCUUUUAGUCUCCCCAGGAUCCCUCCUUGCUUCCCCAUGACACCAGCCCCAAACUUCCAUCCCUCUAGCCGUUCAGCCACUGUCUGACCAACAAGCUUACAACUUCAUGUACCUCCUCUCCACCUCCUCCUUGGAGAGUAUCUUCUAAGAUAGAUUUGUGGGAAAGUAUCUACCCGCUAAGAGUACUGAGUGAGUACCUGCUGGGGCCCUGGUGACACCAUGGUUAGCAAGCUGAGAAAACAGUCCCUACCUCAAGGAACUUACGGGCUUGUGGGAGACUAAUAUCAUUACAUAAAUAAAAUUGUUUUAAAUGCUA